AUGACUUUUCCUGACGACAAUGACAAAUCAACAUAUGUGCCAUCGAUUACGUUAAAAUUAGGAAAUGACCCGUUGGAAAUCGAGGCCAACGAAUCAGACUUUCUCUUACCGAAAAAUCACUUUCCCACAGACAGGGAUUCUUUAUUAUCGAGAGCAUUACCCUGGCACAAAACCCCAUCAAUAUAUUGGUUAUUACCUGCAUUUUUCGUAGUUGCUGUCACCUAUGGGAUUGGGAUUGCCCCUAAAGUUAAAUUCUAUGUAGAUGUUGUCUGUCGGGAUUACUAUUCUUCGAAACAGGAAAACACGACACAAAAAUUAUUCGUUUUAAACAAUGAUGAAUUGCCCGAUGAUAUGUGUAAUAUUCCGGAAGUACAGGCCGAGGUUUCUCAAUUGAUAUUGGUGUUGAAUCUUUGUACUGCUAUACCAGGAGUCUUUGUGCUGGGAACGCUUGGCUCUCUCUCAGAUAGAUGGGGUCGUCGUAUGAUUCUCUUUCUUGCAAGUGUCGGAAUGGCCAUGCUUAAUCUGUGCAUACUGCUAGCAGGAAAUUUCUGGAGCUAUUUUGGCAUCAAAUUUUUAAUAAUCGGAUAUUUAAUGGAAGGGCUCUCCGGUGGAGUUUUGUUAUUUAUCACCGUCAGUUACGCUUAUAUCGCGGAUUGUACGACCUCUACACAAAGAAACGCAGUAUUCGGAUUGUUGCAAGGUGUAAUUAUAAUGGGCUUUUCGUUGGGUCCUAUGAUAUCCGGAUGGUUAGUCGAUGCUAUGGAUAACAUUAUGUCGUCGAUCCCGCUUGAGAAACAAUUGGAAAAUCAAAGACGUUACCAAGACGAACUAAGGAAUCAUUCUUUGUUCUGGAAAUGGUUUGGUGUGUUAAACCUUUUUAAAACAUUGUCUAUUCUGAUGCCUAGAAAUCAAAAAGGCGCCUCACGCAAUGCAGAAGAAUUGGAAGAUGAGAUCCCAACAAACGCCGGAAAAUAUUCAUUAUUAAAAUUGGCAGGAAUCAAUAUUUUAAUCUUUGGAGUAAUAACGGGAACGCAACAGAUAUUCUUGCUUUAUACCUCCUAUGUAUUUGAUUGGUCAAUCAUGGACCAAGGAUAUGUCUUGUUUUUGGGUGGAUUUUCAAGGGCAGUUGUGUUAUUGGUGGUUUAUCCUAUGUUUUUGAGAUUAUUUAAGAAAUGGAGUAUUAAAGAUGAUCGUAAAGUUAUUGAGAACAAUGUUAAUGAUAGAGAUGCAACAAGGAAAUCACGAACGUCGUCACCAACGGUGUUAGAUGAAGUCGACAAGAAAAAGGAACUAUUGACUGAAGUUUGGAUAAUCAGAGUUGGGUUAGCUGUUGACGCAAUUUCUUAUCUUUUCUUCGGGUUGGCGACCAAUUCGACAACAUUUUUCGCAGCAGCAAUAUCGAAUCCAACUAUCAAAUCCCUCGAAACUAAACUGAUUCCGAAAUCACAAGUGGGCCAAUUGCUAGGAGCGAUUAGCGUAUUGGAUUCCAUUAUACGUAUUAUUUCACCUACGUUGUUUUAUAGCAUGUACAGCUUAUUAGUGAAAACUUCACCGCAUUUGAUUUGGUACGGGGUUACGGGUAUGAUGGCGACAGCACUACUGUUAACCCUUGGAAUCACAUCCAAAAAUUAA
Molecule: messenger RNA, 1632 nt
Organism: Acaulospora morrowiae
Lineage: Eukaryota; Fungi; Glomeromycota; Glomeromycetes; Diversisporales; Acaulosporaceae
Source: the annotation of a GenBank genome assembly